This is a messenger RNA of Aspergillus heteromorphus CBS 117.55, 2180 nucleotides long. RefSeq names its product IlvD/Edd family dehydratase. Gene Ontology annotation, molecular function: hydro-lyase activity. Lineage: Eukaryota; Fungi; Ascomycota; Eurotiomycetes; Eurotiales; Aspergillaceae. The record is from RefSeq and is a predicted model, not a curated record. Bases 189 to 2180 code for a protein of 663 amino acids. The transcript has 3 exons.
CCCCUUCGACAUGCCAAUCGGAUGGUUUCAAACGGUCCCCUCAACAUCGCAGGGCUCGCCAUGGCAUCUUCCAUCCCCCGCCUCCCCCACGCCGCAUAAGACGGGCUGCCCUGUCCUCGUCCAAUCUCGCCUUCCACCAGCCUUUUCCUGUCGCGCCAUCCCUCCUCCCCUACGAUCCUGCCGCCGCUAUGCCCUGUGGUGCCGCCAACACUUGCCAGGGCUGCUCCUGUGCCACCACCACCACCACCAACAACAACGAGGGUCCACCCCCUGUCGUCAACAUCGAGGACUGCCUCAAAGAACUCGAAUUGCUCCGUCAGCGGAACGGCGAGCUGGAGCGCACCUUGGCCGCCCGCACAGAACCCCCGCCCCAGGCCCCCAUCGGUCCCCCUCCCCCCCCUCGCCGACCGCUGCGCUCGUCCAAAUGGUUCAACUGCCGUGAUGAUCCCGGCAUGACGGCCAUCUACAUGGAGCGCUACUUCAACUUCGGCAUCACCCGCGAGGAGCUGAUGGCCGGUAAGCCCAUCAUCGGCAUCGCCCAGUCGGGCUCGGACCUGGCCCCCUGCAACCGACACCACCUGGAACUGGCCAAGCGCGUCCGCGAGGGCAUUCGCAGCGCGGGGGCCAUCGCCAUCGAGUUCCCCACCCAUCCCAUCCAGGAGACCUCCCGGCGCCCGACGGCGACGCUGGAUCGCAACCUGGCCUACCUGUCGCUGGUGGAGAUCCUCACGGGGUACUUCCUCGAUGGCGUGGUCCUACUGACAGGCUGUGACAAGACGACACCCGCUUGCCUCAUGGCUGCGGCCACGGUGAACAUCCCGGCCAUCUGCAUGAACGUGGGCCCGAUGCUGAACGGGUAUUCCCGGACCCAGCUCACGGGGGCGGGGUCCGUCCUCUGGAAGGGCCGGGAGAGGUACGCGUCCGGGGAGAUCGACGAGAAUGAGUUUAUGGACUACAUCGCACGGGGGACCCCCUCGGUCGGGCAUUGCAACACCAUGGGCACCGCAUCCACCAUGAACGCGCUGGCCGAGGCUCUGGGCAUGGCCCUCCCGGGCUCCGCGGCCAUCCCGGCGCCCUACCGGGAGCGCGGGCAGUGCGCCUACGAGACGGGCUGUCGCAUCGUGGAAAUGGUCGAGGCCGACCGGAAGCCGAGCGACCUGAUGACCCGCGAGGCCUUCGAGAAUGCCAUCGUGGUCAACGCCGCCAUCGGCGGCAGCACCAACGCCCCCAUCCACCUCAACGCGAUCGCCCAGCACAUGGGGGUGGCGGUGACCAUGGACGAUUGGGACCGCCUCGGCUCCGAGAUCCCCCUGCUGCUGAACAUGCAGCCGUCCGGGGAGUACCUGGGGGAGGAGUAUCAUCGCGCGGGCGGCCUGCCCGCGAUCCUGGCCGAGCUGCUCGACGCCGGCAAGAUCCACGCGCACCCGCUGACGUGCAACGGUCGGACGCUGGGGGAGAACAUCCGCGGCCGGCACUCGUGGGACCGGCGGGUGAUCCGUCCCUUCGACGACCCGCUGAUGGCCCACGCCGGCUUCAUCCACCUCUCCGGCACGCUCUUCGACUCGGCGAUCAUGAAGAUCUGCGCGGUCUCGCCGGCCUUCCGCCAGCGAUACCUGUCCGACCCGGCCGACCCGGACGCCUUCGAGGGCGCCGUGGCCGUGUUCGACGGGCCCGAGGACUACCACCGGCGGCUGGAGCACCAGGCCCAGAUCGACGAGCGGACGAUCCUCGUCAUGCGCGGCGUGGGCCCGCGCGGGUACCCGGGGGCGGCGGAGGUGGUCAACAUGCACCCGCCCAGCCGGCUGUUGAAGCAGGGCAUCGACGCGCUGUUCUGCAUCGGGGACGGGCGGCAGUCGGGCACGUCGGCUUGCCCCUCGAUCCUCAACGCCACCCCGGAGGCGGCCGUGGGCGGGAACCUGGCCCUCCUGCGGGACGGGGAUCGACUGCGCAUCGACCUGGGCCGGCGGCGCGUGGACCUGCUGGUGGCCGCGGAGGAGGUGCUGCGGCGUCGGCAGGCGCUGGAGGCGCAGGGCGGAUACCCGAUCGUGGCCAGCGGGACGCCGUGGCAGGAGAUCUACCGGCAGGAGACCGACCAGCUGGGGAACGGCAUGGUGUUGCGGCGGGCUGUCAAGUACCAGCAGCUUGCGCAGCGGGGGGAUGGGCCACGGCAUAACCAUUGA